Molecule: messenger RNA, 864 nt
Organism: Closterium sp. Naga37s-1
Lineage: Eukaryota; Viridiplantae; Streptophyta; Zygnematophyceae; Desmidiales; Closteriaceae
Source: the annotation of a GenBank genome assembly
AUGGCAGGAAUCGAGAGAGUUAAAUCGUUUCCGUUGAACGCGGACGAGUUUAGGAGCCAGCAGCAGGGUUUCCGAGCUCCGUGCUUCGCGUCCAUUGCGUCGUCGCUACGCGGAUUCGACGCUGCGUCUGCUACCGCAGCUGGCACUAACGCGUACGACGGGGGAGCGAGGCAUCUGUUCGACGUCGCCAUGUCCGCGCCGCAGGUGGCGAAGCGGCUGGAGGGCCUGGCGGUGUACACUGUGAGCAACGCGGCUAACGAGUUCGUUCUUAUCGCGGACGCGGAGGGCAGCAAGUCGAUCGGGCUGUUCUGCUUCCGCAAGGAAGACGCGGAAACCCUCUUGGCGCAGGUGAAGGAUCGUGACGCCUCGCUGGGCAAGGGAGCGCGAGUGGUGCCUGUGGCCAUGGAUAAGGUGUAUGCGCUGUCAGCCGAGGGGAUUGCCUUCCGCUUCCUGCCGGACCCCCUUCAAGUCAAACACGCCGUGCUGCUGAAGUCGCAAGCAGGUGACAACAGCAAGGCCUUUGAUGGGGUUCCAGUCUUCCAGUCAGAGAGUCUGAUCCUCCGGUCCAAGAACCGCCGCUUCUGCCCAAUCUUUUUCACCAAGGAGGAUCUAGAGGCGGCAAUAAGGAAGGCAACGGGGGGCAAGCCACAGAAGAGCACGGGGAAGGGGCCUGUGAGCAUCAACGUGCAGGUGGGGAGCUUUGAGGACGUGCUCAAGAAGAUGGAGAAGAACGACGAGGACUCCCCAUGGGGCGAUCUGCUCUUUGUGCCGCCCGGCCGGGAUGUUGACGGUGUGGUGGGCAAGCAAACGGCUCACGCUGCUGGGUCCGUCCCCAUGGGGUCAUCUGAGUCCGUCCUCUGCUGA